AUGAAAAUUGACUUGCGCGGCUCCAAGAAAUUCAACCGCAACAUCGCGGAUGGCACCUCCAAGUAUGGCUCGGGCAUGUUGGGACUCUUCCGACCGGCUAAUGAGCGACAUAUCGUGCAAAAUUGCAUCGAGCUGUACCGCGAACUUCAGCGAAAAGGCUUCGAUAUUGGAUUGCACGAGUGCGGCAGUCUCAAUUUGGCUAACAGCAAGGAUCGGAUGUUGUCCCUGCAGCGACGAGCCAAUCGAUAUAAGCCUACUGGUCUCGAUUGUCAUGUCCUCGGUCCAAACGAGCUCAAAGAAAAGCAUCCCUAUCUCUACACGGCUGAUCUUCAAGGUGGUGUGUGGGUACCCGAUGAUUCCACCGUACACCCCAAGAAGGUCUCAGAGGCCUUGGCUUAUCAGGCCUACAGUGGUGGAGCACGUUUUGUGGGUGACUGCGGGGUGAACAAGGUCACUACCACCAAAUGCGACCGUUUAGGACCCAAUUCCAGUGGCAACGUGCGCGUUUCUGGGGUCGAGACUGAGAAGGGCUUCAUAGAGUGCGACUACUUUGUGAAUUGUGCCGGAAUCUGGGCUCGCGAAAUCGGCCAAUUAAGUGAGCCUAUCGUCAAAGUUCCCGUUUGUCCGGCCGAGCACUUCUUCCUUACGUUUAAGGAGAUCCCCGAGAUGAAAGACAAACAGCUCCCGAUUGUUCGAGAUUACGAUAAUCAUACCUACUUUCGAGUUUGGAACAAUUCGUUCCUCAUGGGCACGUUUGAGCGGGAAGCCCGGCCAUGGAACGUCAAAUCUGAAACGGGGUGGAAUAACGUUACGGAAGAGCACUGGAUCCACAUGUCACCGUACAUUUCCGCGGCCACUCGACGGAUGCCCAUUCUAAAAGAGAGCCAAUAUGAUUUUCUACUCAAUACGCCCGAUGCUUUCACCCCCGAUGGGAAAUGGAUUCUAGGCGAAGCCCCUGAGGUGGGGAACUACUUUGUUUGCGCUGGGAUGAAUGGGAACUCGCUUCAGGGUGCGGGGGGUGUGGGAAAAGUGACAGCCGAUUGGAUGGUGAGAAAACAUCCUCCGGGCAACAUGCUUUCGUUCGAGGUGCAAAGGUUCACGAAUUUGCACAACAACAAAAAGUUCCUGUACGAGAGGGCAUUCGAAGUCUAUCCUAUCAUCAACGAGUUCAAGCGCGGACGGAAAAUCCGAACCUCGCCGAUUUUUAGCGAACUCGAGGCACGAGGGGCCGUUUUUGGUGAACGCAUGGGUUGGGAGCGACCUCUUUACUUCAACCCAUUUCACAGCCGUGAUGACACGCCAGCACAAUUGCCGCAUUUGGGCACUUUCGGCAAACCCGAAUGCUUCGACCAAAUCGAGGAAGAAUAUCACGUUUGUCGCGAAGCUGUCGGUAUCAUCGACAUGUCGUCCUUCUCGAAAUUCGUCAUCAAUGGCGACGAACACGCUUUAGUGGAGUAUCUGCAAAACUUGUGCUCAAAUAACGUGAACAUUCCUGUGGGUGGGAUAAUUCCUACCGGCAUGCUCAACGAGAAAGGUGGCUUUGAGAACGAUUGCAUGUUAGUAAGAAAACGUAAGGAUUCCUACUUCAUGGUUUGUCCAACGCAACAGCAAACCCGAAUCCUCGAAUGGAUGGAGGGCCAUCUACCCCGCAACAGCAAUAUCGGCCUCUCCGACGUGACCUCGUUGUACACAGUCCUCACCCUGGCCGGUCCCAAGUCCACGGACCUCAUGGAGGAACUGACCAACUCGUCCAUGACCAUGCAGCCGUUCACCUUCAAGUACGUGAACAUGGGCUAUGCUUCUGGAGUGAUGGUGCAAACCGUCACCCAAACGGGCGAACCCGGUUUCAGUCUCUACGUUCAAUCGGAUCACGCUCUCCAUCUCUACGAUCGAAUCAUGUCCGUGGGCCGGGAUUAUGGUAUACGGAAUGUGGGCCAUUUGGCCAUGAGGUUCCUCCGGAUUGAGAAAUUUAUCCCGUUUUGGGGCGAGGAACUUACGUCGGAGUCAAGUCCCAUUGAAGUGGGUCGGACCUUCAAGGUGAAAUUCGACAAGGACAAUUUCAUCGGCAAAGACGUGCUAGUCAGGCAAAGAAAAGAGGGUGUGGUCAAGCGCUUGGUGCAAUUCCAACUCAAGUCGUUCAACAAGGAUACUCAGAAUUGGCCUUGGGGCGGGGAGGCGAUCUUCCGGAAUCGUGAAUUUGUGGGGGUCGUGACAAACUCUGCCUACGGCUUCACAUUGAAAAAGAUGGUUUGCUUGGGGUUCGUACAGCACCCCGAAACCUUCAAAGGCCAUGUCACAAGAUUAGAUGGGAACUUUUUCAACGAUAAAUCAGCAGAAUGGUUCAUCAACGUUGGGGGAGAUAUGCAUCCCGCAACUUGCCAUUUGUUUCCACCUACCUUCCAAAAGGUGGGUACAGAAUUAGAGCAAAUGGAGUCAGCUCAUAACGCUAAGCCUCCAAAACCGGGUCAUGCCCCCAAGAUGAGCGUCGUUCAGAAGAAGCAGAAAUAAUUUGAAUACAACCCUCAAUGUGACGCAAGUUUCCGAGCAUUGUGAAUUCUCAUCCUGAUACAUUGAAAUCCAUCCUGUGUUGUCAGAAUAAGAAGUGUUAUUUCUCUUUGA
This is a messenger RNA of Tigriopus californicus, 2619 nucleotides long. Its product is annotated as pyruvate dehydrogenase phosphatase regulatory subunit, mitochondrial-like. NCBI's taxonomy places the organism in Eukaryota, Metazoa, Arthropoda, Copepoda, Harpacticoida, Harpacticidae. The record is from RefSeq and is a predicted model, not a curated record. Gene Ontology annotation, cellular component: mitochondrion. The transcript has 8 exons. Bases 1 to 2508 code for a protein of 835 amino acids. Gene Ontology annotation, molecular function: oxidoreductase activity; protein binding.